Thlaspi arvense is the source of this 1592-nucleotide messenger RNA. Lineage: Eukaryota; Viridiplantae; Streptophyta; Magnoliopsida; Brassicales; Brassicaceae. The record is from the annotation of a GenBank genome assembly.
CGUUAUUCCAUUUUAUUACAUGUACUUGCUGUCUUUGACCCUUUUUCCGGUUCUCGAAGAAAAUCAGAACUAAAAUCACAAUACUACCGAAACCGGUUUAUACUCGGUACUGAAAUCACACCUCCGCGUCUGGUCGUAAUGGUCAAGCAUUUUCCGGUUUAUUUGUAGCACUCAAAUCAAACCAUGGAUUAUGACGAUGAUGUAUCAAAAAUUUUGAAAACUAUUUUUCGGUUUAACGUUGUUUUAAUCGAUGGCUUUUGACCGAAUAACAGAAACAGUUCUGAUGCCAACGAGACAAGAAGGGUAAAACGAGAAAAAAGGGAGGGGCAAUAAUCGUAAUUAGGUAGGAAAACGAGGGGUAAUUUGAAGAGAAACCUGGCUAUAUGACGCGAAAGGGUUUCUUAAAUUCAGAGAGACAAUUAAUCAGUUUCGUGUGUUUCAGAGAAGAAGAAGAACAGAUCGAGACGAAGAAGAUCGUCACAGAGAUUUAUUAUCUCAAAGAUCGUUAGAGUUGAGAAGGUUAAUUUAAAUUAAAUAACAAGAAAGUAUGGGUUACUGGAAUUCGAAGGUUGUUCCAAGGUUCAAGAAGAUAUUCGAGAAGAACAGUGCUAAGAAGGCUGCUGCUGCUGAAGCUUGCAAGACCUUUGAUGAGUCUAAGGAAGCAAUCAACAAAGAGAUUGAGGAGAAAAAGACAGAACUCCAACCAAAGGUCGUGGAAACCUAUGAGGCCACGUCUGCUGAAGUCAAGGCUUUGGUGAGAGAACCUAAGGAGGCUGGUUUAAAGAAAAACUCAGCGGCUGUGCAGAAGUAUCUCGAGGCGCUUGUCAAUAUUGAAUUCCCCGGAUCAACGGCUGUAAGAGACGCUUCGUCUAGCUUCGGAGCUGGCUAUGUCUCUGGACCAGUCACGUUCAUAUUCGAGAAGGUAUGCGUGUUCCUUCCUGAGGAGGUAAAGACACGGGAAGUACCGGUGGAGGAAGUGAAAACCGAAGAACCGGCUAAAACCGAAGAACCAACCAAAACCGAAGAACCGGCCAAAACCGAAGAAACAAGUGGUGAGAAAGAGGAGAUUGUUGAAGAGGUCAAGAAAGAAGAGACUGUUACAACCGCGGUCGUCGAGGAGAAGAAACCGGAGGUAGAGAAGGAGGAAGAGAAGAAGCCUGUCGAAGAAGUGAAAAAGGAAGAAGCUCCUGCUCCGGCUCCGGCGGUGGUUGAAACUCCGGCUAAGGCACCGGAAACAACGACGUCGGCGCCUGUGGCUGAGCCACCAAAGCCUUGAUAUGCUUCAAGAUGGUAUGAUUACCUCUCCUUGUAUGAAAACAUCUUUGUACGUAACAAAAAUGAAACGAAAGGAACAAAAAAAAAAAACUUAUUUUUCAUUCUUUUUAUUUUCUUUGGUUUGUCAUUGUGUGGAUAAAUCUCUCUGUUUUUUUUUUUUUUUUUUUGGAAGUCUUAAAUGUGUUAAAAUGUGAAUCUGUAACAAAAUAUUUGUGGAUGUUUUUUUUCUAUACAAUUAUUUGUAUGUUUCAAUCAAGCUUAUCCGAUUAAAAACAUUCUGAUAAUCUUUCAGUCAAAGUAAAUUACAUAUUCAACAA